Aedes aegypti (yellow fever mosquito) is the source of this 6875-nucleotide messenger RNA. RefSeq lists its product as uncharacterized. Gene Ontology annotation, molecular function: histone acetyltransferase binding. Bases 1778 to 5773 code for a protein of 1331 amino acids. Gene Ontology annotation, cellular component: NSL complex. The transcript has 11 exons. NCBI's taxonomy places the organism in Eukaryota, Metazoa, Arthropoda, Insecta, Diptera, Culicidae. The record is from RefSeq and is a predicted model, not a curated record.
CGGUAGCCAUGAAACUAACGAAACCACAAUCGUCACAUUUGGUAACCCACGAAACGAUUAUAACGCCUGCCCUCGUCACGCGGCAGGCGUUACCGCUCAGCGCCGCUUCCGUUUUUGGGCCGCUUCGCUCCUGUCACACACGUCACCUGGUGAAGCGACGCCUUAGAAAAAGCUCGCACACCCCAAAAAAGCUCUCGUUUCUCGAACGGACGCGCUCAUUCCGUCUCGCUUGCGCCAAUGAAGCGCAAACGGCGUCGUGCGAGUGAGAUGGCCAUCGGUCACAGUGCGGCUGACGAAAUAAUCCCCCUGGUGAGCAGAAAGAAGUGUAGAAUCGUCAUACUCGUGUGAGAUCAGUCCAUCGGAUAGGACGUAGAAGCUGCGCAUUUUUUCCGAUAGUUCUGUGAAUUUGUGAAAAAUUUCCUGUUCUGCGGCAGAAUUUGGGGCGUUUCGAGUGGAUUAAUCCACGAAUUGAACCGCGUGGAUGCUGAUCAAGGUGUGUGAAAGCGUUGAAACCGAAGUGCUACUGCGUAAAUGAUCCAAGUGUGCGGUGAUGAAAAUCUAUUUCGAAUGCGAAAUGCGCUUCCUGCUUCUUGGCUAGGGCUUUUUUUUCGUUCGCCGUCUCCCGUGAGACGAAAAAGGCGUGAGUUUGUGAAGCGUGAAUCUUUCUUCGGUGAGAAGUGACCGUCGUGUGGAUGCAGUGUAGUGAAAAAGAGGAGGAAAAUUGUAAUCCAUUGCAAAGCUGAGGCCGCUUUUAGUUACUCUUUAUUCAGAGCCAGCAUUGCGCGAAGGGAAGCAAAUUGGAACCCUGUGAGUUUCGGGACAAACAGCAGCCGGAAUCGAUUUGGAUGGUUUUUGGGCCAGUCGGAAGCAGAAUUGCAGCGAAGAAAGUGCUUCAAUUUCUUGCAUAAUUCAACGAGAAUAUUCGUUUCGUCGGUAAGUGAUUGGGAACAAGAAAAAAGCUCCCGUUUUGAUGGUGCCCACUUUUAUGGGAUAGGAAAAUCGAAGUUUUCAACCGCAAAGAACCGACGGGAAAAAGAUUUUUUGUCGUGUGUGAGAAAGAAGAGACGUGUUAGCAGCAGCAGCAGGCUUCGCACUUCACAACCGUCGUUCAAAAGUGUUGGUGAGGGCCGAAGUGUUCCACGCCGAUUGAAAGUGUGUGCGUGCGUUGCGUUUGGUCCACCGCCGGAUCGUCGUCACCGGAUCAUCCGUCACAUGGGAUCAACCCACGAACAUCACGCUGCUGCAACUCGACACUUCUCGGUCCAUCGGUAGCAAUAAGCUACUAAACCCCCCUCUCUAGCCUCAAGUGAAGAUUAGAUUCGAGACGACCAACGUCAAGUGAAAUUAUUGCACAAGUGCGCGCGCGGUUACCCCUGCUGUAUCAUCUCACGAGAAGGCGCUAAACGUGCUGAGCCGGCUUUUUUCUGGUUUUGGAAACCGGCGGCGCCCUGCACCAAGCGACGCCGUCCCAGUUCCCUCGUGUGGAUGUGUGUUUGUAGUGAUUCGAGUGGUUGAAGAAUAAUAAUAAUAAUAGUAGGAAGAGCCGCAGAAAGUUUAAGAGUGUGCGAUCGUUUCGGUUUCAAGCCGGUCAAUAAAAAGCAAAGUAAAAGUGAAAUACAAAACUCGCCCCAUCGACGACUAGCAUUGUGUGGCACAUUGUUGUUUUUAAGCGGGUGAGGAAAACCAAGAAGAAGAGGAAGAUUAAGCCGGCUGGUGUGCUGCGGUGUGUUAUGUGAGUUACAUUUGCACUUGUUUUGGGGGGUGUACGUAUGCGUGAAUGGGACUGGCUGGCGCAGUAACGAAAGCGUUAAUCCAAAGUCCCAAUGAGGAAAUGGCUCCAGCUCUUACCGAGCCGUUGAGUCAAAGUAAACUCUCGUCGUCGGCAGCAUCGGGUGCAUCGCCCCGUACAGAGGUUGAGACCACCACAAGCACACAACAGGAAGUUCCCAGUAGUGCCAGCACGGAUUCCGGAGCUGGCACAGCAUCAACCAACCCCAGUGAAACGGACGUUACCUUGAGAGAUACCACAUCUUCCUCCGGAUUAGACCAAACGGUGGACGACAUCCAGAACAACAACAGCAGCGGAGGCCAAUUGUUGAAGAUUGAUCCUGAAAGUGGAAAGGAUCUCAUUGAGCUUGCUCUUGAGCAGCUCCAUCGAGAUGUGAGCCAAGGGGAGACGGCGGUUGCUGACGGAGCUACCGCUAGUGGUAGCGCAGAUACCGAUGCAUUUAUAACUCAGGCUGUGAUUGAACAGAUGGCCCACGCCGAUAUAGUCACCGGUGAGCAAGUCGGACCCGCCGAUCCGCAGUCCGACCUGCAACAGUUAGAUUCCCAGUCGUCCCUCGUUUCCAGCACCAGUACUGCGAUGGGUUUGCAGAAAGAUUACCUCAAAGAUAAUCCUGACAUGGAGCAAAUGCUGGGUGAGUUGGCGUCCACGUCGGACAUGGAACUCCUCCAGGUGUUCAAAAGCUUGGAAGGCAAUCCGAGUGGCGAUGGUUUGUGUGCCGAACUUGCAGGUGGCUUAUCGCUCUUCAAUGACGUAGACGUCGGCAACAUUUACGAGGAAGUCGCCCAGUCAACACCUCCAAAUAAAGACCGCGAACGAAUGGAGUUGCAUGCCGAUAUCGUAAAGCGGCAGGCCCAAAUGCAGCGUAAAUACGAUUUCCUAAUCCGGCGUCUUAACAAACUCCAAGCGCGAUACAUGGGCCAGCACGUGAGUGAAGAAAUAGCCGGCCUCUUUGAGUAUUCUCAACGCUACUGGAAGAAAAAGGACAAAGAACAUACCAAAGGCCUAAACACGGGAUCUUCCUCAGCAUCUCCGACGCCGUUGAUCCCGGACAUAAUUCCCUACCAACCUCCGCCACCUUCGCUCGCUGAGAAAGCGAAACCCAUCUCGGCCAAUGCGAUGAAAACGUUCGUCAAGCGCUUGGAAGGAAUCGCCACCACGCAGUGCUCGACGCAAACCAAACGCAUCUACGGUAAUCGAUACUUUCAAGGAACGGCCAGUAGUCCACCGGAUGCGAUGGCGGCCACCACCUACACGACCCUGUCGACGACGAUCCCCAAGUACGAAGAUUUAACCAUUGAUCAGCUGGAGCAGACGGCCGGGCUGCUGCACUCGGAACUGAAACAGGUGCAGUGUACGAUCGACUCGGAAGCAACGGCCAGCAGCUCCGGUGGGGAAUCGGCCGACGAGAUGGUGAUGUACAACAACAUGAACCAGCAGCCGUUGGGAAUAGCCAAGCGAGCGGCGUGGCGAUGGGCCAAGGAUCGUGCUUCGGUGGCAGCUCGGUGGACCUGGCUGUUGGCACAGAUUUCCGACCUCGAGUAUCGCAUCCGGCAGCACAACGAACUGCACAACAAAAUCAAAGUGAACAAAGGAGCAGUUACGCUGGAAGAUGCAUCAUCCAUCCCGUCUACUCAACCUCCCUCACAGCAGUCGGUCAACGGAUACCGGGGCACUCUUCCCGGUAACAGCAAACCGUUGGACGACAGCUACGAUGCCAUCGCAAUGGGCAACACCGGCCAUAACGGAGCGUACGAUCAAAGCGGUGGUUCCUGUCGAACGAGAGCCUUCCAUCGGAAUGGGUUCCGAAAGCGGAAACUACUGCAGACUGCAAAUCUGCACACAAUUUCCAAGAAGGCUGCUCGACCUAGUACUGUGAAAUGUGGCUGUGCGUGGCCGUUACACCCGUGUGCGUUGUGUACCGGCCGACAAGAUCCUACUGCUCCACGAGAUCUACCUGACACGAUGCCGGCGUCGGAUAGGGUGGCACUACUAGACCCCUGUUUCCACCCGGUGUUAAGUUUCCCUGAAGACGUCUCCCACAGCAUACACUUCGAGGCGAUCAUGCGGAUACCGGAGUGGCAGAACAAAAUGAUUCGCUGUACGGCGAAAUCGAUCAGUAAAAGCAUCGCCCAGAAGGCAGGAUUCACCUCGACCGGUUCGUCUCCGCCCUGUGGCAUCCUACCUUCCAGUGCCACCCCGUCGUUCCUGUCGUCGGGUGACGAGGCCGCACCAUCAUCGCUAUCCGUCGGGGGUAACAAGAAGUACGGUCCGGACGGCAAGCGGAAGUACAACAAACACAAACUCGCCGACAGCAGCUCCCUGGAGCAGCCGAAUCACAAACUCAAAAAAUCGAAAUCUCGACAAAAUCUCUUGCUGGCCAGCGGUGGUGGUGGCGGCGGCAGUCGAAAGACCUCUUCCGGUGGUUAUCCGCCCAGUGGCAGUAGCCAGUACGGCAUCUCUAGUGGAUACGGUGCCACUCCAGGCGGCAGCUCGAACAAGUACUACAAAAGCUCCAGCAGCAAGUACCGGAAAUCGUCGCACUCCUCAACGACGAUGCCCGGCGUCGGAGGUCACAGUCGGUACAACAGUGGCGGCUAUGACUACAUGGACCCCACCGGAAUGCAACAGGAUGGAGCCGGCAGCGGCAGCAGCAGGAGCAAAAAUUCGUCACCUACGCCGAAUCAUCACCGAAAUGAGAGGAAAAACCGAACCUCGUAUGACAUUGAUAAUAUUGUCAUUCCGUACAGCGUUGCUGCUGCAAAUAGGGUAGAAAUCCUACAGUAUAAGGAAAUUACAACACCAAAGUGGCGCGUUGUCGGUGAUAACGAAGAAUCAACCGAUUUGGACGGCACCGCCGCGGAUAAAACACUGGACAGUACGGCGGAUUCGGGCAUCCUUAAUACUAGUCAUCCCUCAAAGGCGGCGGAUUCGAGCGAUAAGCUACCCCCGAAAGUACCUGCGGCUGCCAGCAUCAGUAAACCAUCUCAAUCGGUGUCGGCACCGGUUCUACCAUCAUCUGCAUCCGCCAUUUCCAGUGUUAACAAAUCGGCUUCGGAGGGGCAGUUAAUUGUGCUUCCGGCGAUUGACGAGGAGGACAUCUCCGAUGAGACCAUUCUGGUGAAGCACGACCGAGCCCUGCAGGAGGAACGUAAGAAGUUCCAAACGUACAUGAAGUUCCCUUGGAGCAGGCCCCGAGCCAAUCGUCGAAUCGACAGCAGAGCGGAAUCGAGUGGUGGUAACACUCCGGAUCCAACUUCCCCGGCGCCACCGACUCCGCUGGUGGAUCAUGAGUCCAACACGUCUCCUGCAUGUCCUUCAACGCCACUUACGCCACUGGAUUCGUUGGAGCUGUCUGAAACAAACGUGAUCAAUGCCCUCAAUCAGAGCCUAAACAGGAAAGAGCGAAGGCGAACCGUUUCUAGCAAAACGCCGCGAGAGGAGAUUCCGCGCAGUAGUUCGCCAGAUAUUCGAGAGGUAAUUCCUCCAUACGAGCCAUUGCAGUUCCCUCUAGCGGACGAAAUUUACGAGGACAUGGUGCGCACGAUGCCAAGUGACCACCUCGCCCUGGUGGAAGAUGCCAUAAGUAAGCUGACGCGACCGAACCGACCCAACAAUAACGUUCUGCUGAUCAACCGGAACAACCUGAACCUGGCUCCGUCGAGUAGCGGCCAUAUCGAGAACCCUCUAAGUUCGAACCUUUCCACCACGUCGACGACCCUGUCGGCCACCGAGAACGACCUGGACGAUUUGGACUGCGAUGAAGAGGAACUGCUGCAAGCCAAGAAGGUAGAGCACCAAAUCAUCAUGGAGAAGCUGCUUAAGAACUGUGACGAGAACCGAAUGUUUGUCGGGGUGCGGGAAGUGCUGGACGAUGACGAUCCCAUGGAUGACGAGGAAACCGACACUGGCGAAUCACUGUUUGUGGAAGAAGAUGAUCCCAACGAUCCGGAAUGGUACGAUCGGCCUGGACGGGGACGAACGUAAAUUGUUGCCCGCUUUCUUCCAUACGGUUUUGGCCGAGGAAGGCUCUGAUCUCGAUCGCCGCAGGAGUAUGGUUUCUUAAUUUCGUUUUGUAGUUUCAUUCUCCUUGGUCACAGUUUUUGUUUUAAUUUUAAACUUACUAGGUCCUAACUAAUAGCAUUCUCCAGUAGCUGUUUGUACAGGUUAUAAGAAUUCGUGUUUAAGAGAUGUACUAUUGAGGAAACAAAAUAACACUCAAACAGGAAAAAACUACUGAUUAUUUUACCUAUGUCAAAAGUUGUUUCACAUAAGAGACAAUACCCAAACACGAAAUGCGUUUCAGGUACAAUUCAUUUUGAUCCACGUGCACUAAAAACCAACUGUAACGCUAUUUUGAUGCAAAUGCUACAACAUUGGAUUAAGCUAACAAAAAUCUCUCACCACAGAUCGCCGGGCAUUAUCACUACUCUCAACAUAAAAAUUAAGAAAAAUAAUACAUAAUAAUCACAUGGGGAAUAUCCCGACAUCAAAAACAAAUAACAUAUGUUCAACUAUUUCACCAAGAAGAAAAAAAACCUAGUGAUCUGUGUUCAUAAACACAGUAAGUUAAGUAAAAACGAACGCUUAAAACAAAUGGGAAGUGUAUUCUCCAUUCAACCCUCUGUAAAUAUUCCACUCUUAUCAUUGUAAUGCCGACCUCUGAGUCGACGGUUUUUUCGGUUCCCUGCUGUGUUGGAUUUCCCUCUUUUGCUUUCCUCAGGACUAAAUAAGUUUGUAAAUUUCAACUGUAAUUGACAUUGUGAAUACGAGCUAAUGAUAAUAAAUCCUACGAUGCGAUAUUUUUAGCCCUUCUUCUGUUAGUAUGUUUUGUUUUUGUGAAAGAGAGCAAAUUUAAAGUCCCUUUUUGUGUUUGAUUAUUUUAAACUGACAAAUUUUAUCGUUGGCAAGGAUUAAAGAAGCAUCAAUGUUAUAUAUUUUUGCGUUAGGCAAAAUGGCAAAGAAAUAAAAAAUAACACUUGUAGCUGAUAAGAUUUCUAGGGCGAAUCAGACAAAAAGAUAAAAAUGAUAUAAAAAACAUAGCUGUAGAACUACCUGCAGAUUUAAGUGUAAAACUGUAACCAGAACU